Molecule: messenger RNA, 2653 nt
Organism: Alligator sinensis (Chinese alligator)
Lineage: Eukaryota; Metazoa; Chordata; Crocodylia; Alligatoridae
Gene: VANGL2
Product: VANGL planar cell polarity protein 2
Exons: 10
Coding region: 605-2170 (521 amino acids)
Biological process (GO): multicellular organism development; establishment of planar polarity; Wnt signaling pathway, planar cell polarity pathway
Cellular component (GO): plasma membrane
Source: RefSeq, a predicted model, not a curated record
GGCAGGCGAGAGUCUACAAUGCCUCCAAUGCGAGGACGUUGGCUACACAGUUGAUGAUGAUGGGGGGUUUGCUUUCAAGCUUUCCCUGUAUCUUGCGCCUUCUGAUUUGGGGCACGUGAGACUGGGAGGCAUCUGAGCCCGAAAUCCUCCGGGCUUGGAGCUUGCAUCUUCCCCGUGGGAACCCAGAGCAGAUGCCCCGUGCCUGAGCAGAUGCCCCACGCCUGAGCUACUCCAGAUGUGGAGGCCUGUCGCCUGCUGCACCCAUCAGGAUCUGGCUGCCAGUUGCCACCAAGAGCACAGGAUGCACAGAGGUCUUGGUGACUGAUUCGCCAGGGGGCAACCAGGCCUUCUGCAUCACUGCUGCUACCCCUGCUCCCUCCUGUGCUGAGCCGUGAUAAAUCAGGGCAUCAUUUUCUUCUGAGAGGAGCCCCGCCAGCUGAUCAAAAUAGAGUCCCUCCGGGUGAAAGUCGACUUCCUGAAGGCGCCCCUGGGCCUGAAGAAGCCCGCUCUCAAGGAGGCCGCGGCUGCCUUGGCGGCCGUCCCUGGGCCCGGACGGGCCAAGUCCGUCAACGUGGAGCGCUACAAGGCGCGGCGCUCCGACAACAUGGACAACGAGUCGCAGUACUCGGGCUACUCCUACAAGUCAGGGCAUUCACGGAGCUCCCGCAAGCAUCGAGACCGACGGGACCGGCACCGCUCCAAAAGCCGAGAUGGGAGCCGUGGCGACAAGUCAGUGACCAUCCAGGCCCCCGGCGAGCCCCUCCUGGACAACGAGUCGACCCGAGGGGAUGAGAGGGAUGACAACUGGGGCGAGACCACGACGGUGGUGACGGGGACAUCAGAGCACAGCAUCUCGCACGAUGACAUCACGCGCAUCACCAAGGACAUGGAGGACAGCGCCCACCUGGACUGCUCGCGCCACCUGGGCGUCUCACUGGGCGGGGCGCUGGCGCUGCUGUCCUUCCUCACCCCGCUGGCCUUCAUGCUGCUGCCUCAGCUGCUGUGGCGGGAGGAGCUGGAGCCCUGCGGCACGCCCUGCGAGGGGCUCUUCAUCUCCGUGGCCUUCAAGCUGCUCAUCCUGCUGCUGGGCAGUUGGGCCCUCUUCUUCCGGCGCCCCAAGGCUUUCUUCCCCCGCGUCUUUGUCUUCCGGGCCCUGCUGAUGGUGCUCGUCUUCCUGCUGGUCGUCUCCUACUGGCUCUUCUACGGCGUGCGCAUCCUAGACUCGCGGGACCGUGACUACCAGGGCAUCGUGCAGUACGCCGUGUCACUGGUGGACGCCCUGCUCUUUGUCCACUACCUGGCCGUGGUGCUGCUGGAGCUGCGCCAGCUUCAGCCCCAGUUCACGCUCAAGGUGGUGCGCUCCACCGAUGGGGCCAGCCGCUUCUACAACGUCGGCCACCUCAGCAUCCAGCGAGUGGCCGUGUGGAUCCUGGAGAACUAUUACCAUGAUUUCCCCGUCUACAACCCCGCCCUCCUCAACCUGCCAAAAUCCGUCCUGUCCAAGAAAAUGUCCGGGUUCAAGGUGUAUUCCCUCGGCGAGGAGAAUUCAACGAACAACUCCACGGGCCAGUCGCGGGCUGUGAUCGCCGCGGCCGCCCGGCGGCGUGACAACAGCCACAACGAGUACUACUACGAAGAGGCAGAGCAUGAGCGGCGGGUGCGAAAGCGGCGCGCCAGGUUGGUCGUGGCUGUGGAGGAAGCCUUCACCCACAUCAAGCGGCUGCAAGAGGAGGACCAGAAGAACCCGCGAGAGAUCAUGGACCCGCGGGAAGCGGCCCAGGCCAUCUUCGCCUCCAUGGCCCGCGCUAUGCAGAAGUACCUGCGCACUACCAAGCAGCAGCCCUACCACACCAUGGAGAGCAUCCUGCAGCACCUGGAGUUCUGCAUCACCCAUGAUAUGACUCCCAAGGCCUUCCUGGAGCGGUACCUGAGCGCUGGGCCCACCAUCCAGUACCACAAGGACCGCUGGCUGGCCAAGCAGUGGACUCUGGUCAGCGAAGAGCCCGUGACCAAUGGCCUGAAGGACGGCGUGGUCUUCCUUCUCAAGCGCCAUGACUUCAGCCUGGUGGUGAGCACCAAGAAGAUCCCCUUCUUCAAGCUCUCCGAGGAGUUCGUGGACCCCAAGUCACACAAGUUUGUCAUGAGGCUGCAGUCAGAGACCUCAGUGUGAACUGAAAAGGGCAUGGGGUGCGGGGAGAGGGGCAGGAUGCGCCCCGGACCCUUUGCCGCGGUCCCCGGCGAGCGUCAGGGGAAGCGCCUCCAACCAGCACGCGAGCCCGUUGCCUCCCCAAGGCCUCGCCGUGACCCCUCUGUCUCUUGUCGUCUCCACUUGGGGCUCAGAGCCUUUCUCCGUCCCCCCGUCCCCACUCCCUCCCAAACCCAGAUUCUUGUAGCAAUUUCCCCGGGGGUGCGGGCAGCAUCUCAGCCAAGCCAGGACCCUGUGUUUAGUGCCAGAUUUCAAGGGCUACUUCCGUGAACUUUCUCACCAGCAUCUCCAAGUGCCCAGGCUCCGUUCCUCUCGGGACUGUCCCAUCUCUGGCCUUUCACAGCCUCCCUGGAGGUUUGGGAUUUGGGGCUAGCAAUGCCCUCAUUGGAAGCUGCGGGAAGCUGGCCGGCACCUCUGAAAUGCCACGGCAGCUAUGCCAACUUCCCC